Molecule: messenger RNA, 6298 nt
Organism: Bombus terrestris (buff-tailed bumblebee)
Lineage: Eukaryota; Metazoa; Arthropoda; Insecta; Hymenoptera; Apidae
Product: glucose dehydrogenase [FAD, quinone]
Exons: 4
Coding region: 2276-4171 (631 amino acids)
Molecular function (GO): flavin adenine dinucleotide binding; oxidoreductase activity, acting on CH-OH group of donors
Source: RefSeq, a predicted model, not a curated record
AAACAAAGCGUAUAUAGUACGUAUACAGCGUGGCAUAACGCUCGAUGUGAUUUUUUCGACGAGCAAUAGCUUAUUUCGUGGCGAGUUCCCGUAAUCAAAUUUCCUAAAACACUUCCUUGACACUAAAAAUACGUGUCAAGGCGAAAAUCAAGUUUCGGUAAUUUAGUUGCAGUAGCUUUGAACGAUCGAAAGAAAUCGUCGUAUGAUUCACGAACCGAUUCGACGAUAAAGAUAGAACGCCAAUUUUUCAAAUUAGAUUUUUAAAAAGAUACGCGUUUACAGCAACUACGACCGAACUACUUAUUUACCAAAUCUAUUAACUUUACGAAACAAAAAGUCGAGAAAAUUGAUAAAAUUAUAUAACACAGACACUUAUCGAUUUUAUAUAGGCGUUAAAGGAUCGCUUCGUUAAAAAUUAGUUUCAAGAAUCGAUGUAGACAGAUAUAGUCAAUUAAACCGACACAAGUAUAUCAUAAAUGGUAAGACUCUUAAUGGAUACAGCGACUUCUGUGAUUCCAGUCACAUAACCAUCGUUGUAGGUGAAGGUAACUCGAUAUUUGUGUCUUUAGAUCGGCCAAUUAUUCCACGACACCGACGCUUAUUCCAGUAAAAUGUUCGUAGAAUGCCGGUGCAUAUAACGCUGGUGUAACGAUCGUGGCAUCGGUCACCGAUUGGCCGCACAUACGAAACAUUUCACCCCAAGGGUCAGUAGUAGUCGGUUGGUAGAACCAAAGUGGUGGUACUACGGGUACGUUUUAUACGUAGAACGUGAUGUUCGAGCAUUCAGUCUUUCGCUUUCUCUGCGUUCGCGAGUUGCUCGAUCGGCUUCCAUGCAUGCCUCCAUGCAUGGUCCACGAGGAUCGUGCCUUUUUCUCAACCUCACAGAAAAUACCUAGUCACGCGAUCGAUCGUUCGAACGAUUUUCGUAGAACGACAGUAGGAAUCGAUAGUCCGAAACUGGAGAGUGAGUAUCAAAGAAACGAUGAUUUAGCGAUGAUUUAGUGUCGUGGAAAUAAAAUAAAAUCUACAGAACCGUUGGACAAGUAAAGUUGAAUGGAACGAGUGCUGCAAACGGUAGUGUCAGAAACGAUGAUUUAUUUAGUGAACACUUUUACGUUUAUACGAUUAUUGUUUACGUUUCGUGAAAGUAACAUGAUACUUUUUUCAAUUUUUGAGUCUUGAUUAGGCGUCGUUAAACGAACGCGAGAACACGAGAGCGACUUUUUUCAACCGCGUUUAAUUCUGUUCGUAGCGUUCCAUUCGACGAAGCAAAACGAACUUUGUUACUAUUUCCACCGACGUAUAAUACUUCCCUUGUACCAAAAAUACCAAUCGUUACGAGCGAAUGACGAGAUCCGUAAAAGGAAAAGAAAGUGUAUCGCGACCCUGACUAGAAAUGUACGAUCGUUAACGAGCGACAGGUUGCCCGUGAAUAGCGAUGUCACUGGUCUGCAUCGUUAAAAAAAAAGAAAGUUAUGCAAACGCGAGAUUGCUUGGAAUCGUUUCGCAGCAUGCGUUGUAGUUGUUUCUCGUCGAGUACUAUAUCGACGACUGACAUUCGGAAUGACGAGUUUCGUGCCGGUGAAUAUAAGCCUCGUUAACAUAUAAGUGAGAAACCGUGUUUCGAAGUUUCAGCUUUAUUGUCUCGCGAUGAUACAAAGCGUCACGAGCAGCGGUGCAUAGAGCGAUUAAAAAAUAGUGGACACGUAAGUCGAAUCAUCGAAAAAGUGUUUUUCACGCAGGUGUAAAGUUUUAGGAGUUAAUUUUACUUCCUUUAUCGCUGUGUAUACAGAAAAAUAUGUCUUUGCUCGUCUUUGCGACAAGUCUUUAUAGGAAAUAAAUCACAAAGAACUCGCUGACACAAAAUUCUCUUCUUCCUCAGGAAGCUUACUCUUGUCAGCGAAUUUUAACAUAUAAUUAAAUCAAAGAUCAGGUUUUCUCAAGCAUACGUAUUAAGAAAACGUUGGUCUGUCAUUCACGAAUCGAACGAUUCUUUCAAUUCGUCGUGAAGAAUUUACUUUCCACGACUUGCAACGGAGCUUUGUAUAAUAACAGAGCUCGAUGACAUCGUUCGAUUUUAUUAUUACAGAAGCAGACUUUCCACAGCACGAUCUCUCUUCUUUCUUCAAGAAUGUUCAGAAUCUUCGACGUGUAACGAAAAAUUGAAGAAGAAGCAAGAAGCGAGAAAGAAUCGAAACUCGAAUGCUUCGUUCGAAGCGUAGCUAUAAUCAGGAAAAUUUGGCGAAAAAAAAGUUGAUAAAAAAACGGCAGAAAAAUGAGUAUCGUGACAGCAGCCACGUUGGCGAUAAAGGGUGCCACUGUUCUACUUGGAAAGGUGGCGAUAAUUCCUAUUAUCAUAGCGGCUCUAGCAUACUACAAUUACGAUCUGAUGGAUCCUGAGAAUUAUCCUAAAGUGACGAAGAAUUUAAGAAAAGAAUACGAUUUUGUGGUGGUGGGAGGUGGAUCGGCCGGAAGCGUGGUUGUGAACAGACUUACAGAAAAUCCUAAGUGGAAUGUGCUGUUGUUAGAGGCUGGAGGACACGAAACCGAGAUAACAGACGUCCCUAUACUAUCCCUUUAUUUGCACAAGAGCAAAGUGGAUUGGAAAUACAGGACACAGCCGCAAGAUUCCGCUUGCCAAGCGAUGAUCGAUCGACGAUGCUGUUGGACCAGAGGAAAGGUUCUGGGUGGCUCGAGCGUGCUUAACACGAUGCUCUACAUUCGAGGAAAUCGACGAGAUUUCGAUCAGUGGGAAAGUUUCGGAAACCCUGGGUGGGGUUACGAGGAUGUUCUGCCUUAUUUCAAAAAAUCUCAAGAUCAAAGAAAUCCCUAUUUAGCUCGCAACACUAGAUACCAUAGCACUGGAGGGUACCUGACGAUUCAGGACUCACCCUACAACACACCUCUAGGAGUGGCCUUCCUGCAGGCCGGCGAAGAGAUGGGCUACGACAUAGUAGACGUAAAUGGAGAGCAACAGACGGGCUUUGCUUUCUACCAAUAUACCAUGCGAAGAGGGACGAGAUGUAGCGCCGCGAAAGCAUUCGUCAGACCCAUUCAGCUACGAAAAAACUUUCAUCUAUCCCUGUGGAGCCACGUAACCAAGGUCCUGAUCGAUCCACGAACGAAAAAAGCCUACGGUGUCGAGUUCAUCAGAGAAGGCCGGAAAGAGGUAGUCUACGCCAGGAAGGAGGUGAUUCUUUCGGCGGGUGCCAUAAAUUCCCCUCAGCUGUUAAUGCUCUCGGGAAUUGGACCUAGACAACACCUGGAAGAAGUAGGAAUUACGGUGAUCCACGAUUCACCUGGAGUCGGACAGAACCUGCAGGAUCACAUCGCGGUGGGUGGUCUAGCUUUCUUGAUCGAUUACCCGAUCAGUACCGUGAUGACUCGCCUGGUGAACCUUAAUUCCGCUCUACGGUACGCCAUCACGGAAGACGGACCGUUAACCGCGAACGUAGGCUUAGAAUCCGUAGGCUUUAUCUCGACGAAAUACGCAAAUCAGAGCGACGAUUGGCCCGACAUAGAAUUCAUGCUGACCUCUUCCUCCACUAGCUCCGACGGAGGCACGCACGUGAAAAAUGCUCACGGACUCACGGACGAUUUUUACAACAAAGUAUUCCAGAACAUUAAUUACCGCGACCUGUUCGGGGUGUUCCCCAUGCUUCUCAGGCCUAAAUCUCGCGGUUUCGUGAAAUUAAAGUCGAAAAACCCUCUGGAUUAUCCCCUGAUGUACCACAAUUAUUUGACCGACCCUUACGACGUGAAUGUCCUGAGAGAAGGCGUGAAGGCUGCGAUAGCUUUCGGAGAGACGAGUAGCAUGAAAAGAUUCGGUGCCAGAUUCCACAGUCGCGCUCUACCCAACUGUAAUCACAUACCUUUGUUCACCGACGAAUACUGGAACUGUGCCAUACGACAAUACACUAUGACGAUCUAUCAUAUGAGCUGUACAGCGAAAAUGGGUCCACCGACCGACCGCAUGGCCGUCGUCGACCCCGAACUCAGAGUCUACGGUGUGACCGGGUUGAGGGUAAUCGACGCGUCCAUUAUGCCGACGAUCACCAACGGGAACAUAAACGCACCGGUGAUCAUGAUCGGAGAGAAAGGCGCGGAUUUAGUCAAGAGGCAAUGGCUAUCACGGUGGAAGAGGGACAACGCCACGAUCGUCGCAACGUGACUGGAAGAAUUCUUGCCGAGAAAUCAGCUUGUUCCGUCGAUCGCCGAGUGGAUGUACUUGCCGCGUUAUUUCGUAAAUAACAAAUAAGGGAAAAGGGACUAGUGUCCAGAUCGAUGUAGAUCCGCAUAAUGGAAAUACCGUUCUCCGUCGAUACGGGCGUUUGAUUAGGCUUUUAAUUUAACGAUACGGGGGAACGCAAGGAGCUGUGAUCGUUUAAUUGUCGUUAAGUUCGUUUAUAAGUUAUUUGUAAGUAAUUUAUCGAUCGAGGACUCGAUGACGUUAAAAGAAAUGCGUAUUUUAUAUUUUUUUCACACGACUAAAGGAUAGGAAAUGUAUAAUGUUAUAAUGUAUGAUCGAGUCGUUUCGUAGUUACCUAUACUGCUAACGACGUAGACGUAUCCGAUGUGAACCUUUAAAAUCUGAAAGUGAGAAACAAAUUCGUUUUCUGUUACCCAAAAAGGAACAUAUAUGAAACAGAUUUUCUAAAAUAUCAAUCCUAUUCUAAAAUACAGUUAAACGUUCUGAAAAAACUUUUCGAUAAGCGUCCGCUUCUCGGAAAUUUAUGGUUUACCGAUGUCUUUUUCAAUCCUCUCACUUUCUUCUCUUGGGUCAGAUUGAAAGUUGGCAGAAAAAAAGAAAAAAAAAAAAAGAAAAAAAUAAAAAGAUACUAGAAGUAAAUUCCGUAUAACUAGAACGACAUUGCUCAAGUCUAUGCUAUUAAGAAUCAACUAUUUUUUUAAUAUCUUUUUCUUACUUUUAUAUCGAACAACUGUUCGCGUUUAACUGUUUUACCACUAGAAAAAUGACCGAUGAUUAGAGAAAGACGAAGAUAAAGCAUGUGACAGCUUUGGCAAACUCGUUUUAAUUUUUAAAAUUCCCGUAUUACAACAUAAUCGGUAAGCAGCAUUUACACAUACUCGAUCACCCAAUGAACUACUUACUUAUGCAACAUGAUGUAUGACCCGCCCCUUUAUACAGGGUGUGGUGAUAUUACUCCGGGUUUAAUCGAGAAGCUAUAAAGUCGUGAACGAACGUCGGUCAACGUAAGCAAGAAUCAACGAUCUGCUGCACAUGCAUAUUGAUUACGUCUGCUUUAACCAAUUUGAGUAUAGGUCGAUGUAGUUUCGUAUAUUUCAAUGAUAAUUGAAAUCAAGUGGAUCGAUGUUAAAUCAUGAUGCCUAGAAUAUAGAUUUAACGAAUUAAAUAAAUAAGGUAUUCAGUACAGAAAACGAUACGAGCUCUACGUGAAUACGUGUUACCAACAAUCUAUUACAUAAUAUUGUGAUCUACUUUCGACUCGAAUAACUAUGAUGCGAAUAAUGCGAAACGCGAGUACGUUUUAUUUCACUUUUAAAUGCCGAAGGUUCUGCUUCUGGAAAGAUAUCGUAAGAAGCAAGCGAGGUAUCUGAAGGAAACUUCUAAGUAGGUUUGUAAAAUCGAGACUAACUAUUUAAUUUGUUACAGAUGGUAUACAUAUGUAGAAAGUAAUAGAUAAAUGCUAAUUCGAAUAAUUUAUACGUAGCAACAACAUUCGUAACUUAUUUGUAAAUUAAAGAAAUGAAUGCGCUACCUGUGACCAAAUAAUAUUUAUUUUCCUAUAUCAUGAUAUAAAUGUCGUUACCAUUAGAACUUGUUGAUUUUGUAAAUAAUUAAUACCGUUAUUUAUUAAUAUCGUCAAGUUCGUCGUAUACAAUAUGUAUAUAUUUUAGUCGUUAUCGAUGUUCCGAAAGCUCGAAAACUAGAAUAAUAGUAGUAGUAGAAAUAGUGGGAAUAUUUAAGUUAUGUUAAGUCGAUCAAUUAUAGUUAAUUAAUGGCUACAAAGGGUAGCCACCCUUAGUUUCCAAUGAAGCACUUUUUUUAUCAGAAUCUACGUAUCAUUCUCAUAACAUCAAAUUUCUGUAACGACACGAGAGUAUCUACUACCAAAUUAUACGAAAGUUAAUAUACUUGGACCUGAUUAAUCAGCAUGUCAAUUCUAUAGUACUUUUGAUAGCCACUGUAGCAUUAAGUAGGGUUUUUUGAACGUUGGUCUUUUCGCAAAAUUUACCGAGCCUGGCAAUUUCAAAGGUAAAUUAUAAUUUAUUGUAUCAAACAAUGUAAAUGAAAUAAAUAUAGACGCGAAACAAA